AUGAGCGAACAUAAUAACGAGAAUCUGAAUUUACAUGAAGGAUUGAAUCUUGAUGAUGACGACCUGGAGAAUAUGUUGAAGAACCCAAAUCUAUUUACGACUUCACCAGGAAUAGAUGUUGAGAGCAUUCCAAGUGCCACAAAUCAGAACUCUGUAAAUGGCCAGGAUGAUAAGAGUGGUAUAAAAAGCCAAAAUAGCGACACAAAUGAAGUCAUUGAGGAUAUUGUCAACCCUUCCAUAGAUCCGUAUGUCUCUACACCGCAUAACGAUGAAAUGGCUUCUCCAGAAGACGAUAUAGAUAGUAUAAACAACAAAGAUAGCAACAAGCUUAUGACAUCGUUGGUGAGACAGAACUACGGGCCUCAUCUUGGUAGGGACAAUGCGGACAUUAACAGUUCCAAUUUUAGGUCGCACUAUCAAAACUUAUUUGAUGAUAACUACUUAAAGACGGAUAUGGGCUCACCAGUUAAUAAGAACAAGCGUAAGAGAGAAGAUGAUGAUGAUGACCAGCUUUACAGCUCACAGAUUCUCCGAGGACCAUUAUCUCCAGGUGGCAAUGCACACAAGGUGGAUAACCGAUUAAUGUCGUAUGGUAGUAAUAACCUUAAUAGUCGGCAGCAAACGCCUGGGAUGGAAAAUACUCCAUCAGUAUUAAACCGUCGUUUUCAGAAUAAAACCAGACCUGCGUUUGUGAACAAAGUUUGGAGUAUGAUUAAUGAUCCAGUAAAUUCACAUCUAAUACAAUGGUCUGAAGAUGGACUGUCCUUGAUUGUGGUAAAUAGGGAAAAGUUUGUGCAUGAGAUCCUCCCGAAAUAUUUUAAACAUUCCAAUUUUGCCUCCUUUGUGAGGCAAUUGAAUAUGUACGGAUGGCAUAAAGUCCAGGAUGUGAAAUCAGGUUCUAUCCAAAGUAGCUCAGAUGACAGAUGGCAGUUUGAAAAUGAGUUUUUUGUUAGAGGUAGAGAGGAUCUAUUAAACCGGAUAGUAAGGCAAAAGGGCACAUCCGCCAACGCAACGCCUGGGACACAAUCCAAUAUGAAGUAUGGCAAUGGCAACCAGAUACGUGGGCUUCCGAACGUGAAUGGACAAACUUUGAGGUUGAUGAAUGAGGCCAAUAUGGGUAAUACUAUGGAUAUUACUGCUGUUCUUGGAGAACUAGAGCAAAUCAAGUUUAAUCAGAUGGCUAUCUCUAAAGAUUUGAUGCGCAUAAACAAGGACAAUGAGCUACUGUGGAAGGAGAACAUGAUUGCCCGUGAGAGACACAGGACCCAGCAGCAGGCACUGGAGAAGAUCUUUCGUUUCUUGAGAAAUGUUGUUCCGCAUGCGGACCAGAAAUUGCUUAUGGAUGUUGCUGAGCCCGUUUCUAGUCGGAUUGAGGAGGCGCAGGAUAUAUCAGACGCACCCAGUGUGUCUUCAAAGAGCUUUGACUUUGAUGACGGAAAAGAGGAUAGGUCUAGGUACAUACCACUACAGGAUGAGGAUGGCAAGCGUCCUUUGUAUUUGUUAAAGAACCGAACUAUGAGUGAGAACAGCAACAAGAGCAGUGGUGGUCGUUUAGCCUCUACACAUAACGAUAGCAGUGGUCGUAUCUCAGAGAUACCGUUUGAAGAAGACGAUCUCAGUCCCCCUCGCCAUGAAGUAACUGACGUGGGGCAUAUCUCAGGUCAAAAGAAUGUAGCCAUUGAUAAGUUAAAAGCAGAUCUACACGAACAAGAGGCACGGAUCAAGUACUUGGAAGACAUGGUAGAGAAUAAAACCUUGGACUCGCAUCUCAAUGACUCGAUGACAAUGCCAAUGAUGCCCAGCCCAUCAACAAUGCUAAUGCAUGAUAUGGUUGAACCCUCAACGAUAGCAUUAGGUAAGGAGGCCACAGACACUAGCGAAGGGAAACACCAUGGUCAUGACCAACAAGGCCAAGUGCAAGGCCAGGACCAAGUGCAAGGCCAGGACCAAAUGCAUAGCCAGGACCAACAAAACGACAUGAGUGCAAUCGGUGGGUUAUCCGAAUUAUCCCCCGGGCUGUCUCCGGGACUGUCCUCGGGCCUUUCGCCAGGGUUCGAUAUCGGUGACUACCUGAACUCAUCGCAGAACCACAUGACACCGAUGUACGAGGAUAAGAAGUAA
Messenger RNA from Nakaseomyces glabratus, 2121 nucleotides. RefSeq names its product stress-responsive transcription factor HSF1 (gene HSF1). The record is from RefSeq and is a predicted model, not a curated record. Gene Ontology annotation, biological process: regulation of DNA-templated transcription. Gene Ontology annotation, molecular function: DNA-binding transcription factor activity; sequence-specific DNA binding. Lineage: Eukaryota; Fungi; Ascomycota; Saccharomycetes; Saccharomycetales; Saccharomycetaceae.